Molecule: messenger RNA, 5025 nt
Organism: Syngnathus typhle (broad-nosed pipefish)
Lineage: Eukaryota; Metazoa; Chordata; Actinopteri; Syngnathiformes; Syngnathidae
Gene: sphkap
Product: SPHK1 interactor, AKAP domain containing
Exons: 8
Coding region: 210-4409 (1399 amino acids)
Cellular component (GO): cytoplasm
Molecular function (GO): protein kinase A binding
Source: RefSeq, a predicted model, not a curated record
GAAACAUCACUCGAGCAGCUGACACCGCCGGGCUCAGUUUGUUACGAGGCGGUGCGGGGAUUCACACUUUCUUGGACGCUCGGGGACGCGCAUGUGGACCGGAGGGUGACCCGGGCACCGUCACGCUUUGCGCUCUCCGCUGUGCAUUUCGGUCAAUCUCGCGCUGGGAAUAUUCUCACAGUGGAGGACGGUUUGCCAAUUUUGACACCAUGACAGACGCAAAGUGCCUUCUAAAAACACCAAGUAACUUCCAAUCAUCUGCUAUGUUUGAAGACUCGGAGUCUAUUGAGGUAGAUGGAAGCAGCACAGAGAGCACAGUGGCCUCCACCAUUAGUGCUUGUAAGAAGGUUCUGUGCGGUAACAGUGUGCUGGACUCGUCAGACUAUUGGCUGAGGAAUGACAAAGCUCUGUGCAGACUGGGUUUGCUGGACGACAACACUGAGGGCAGCUGCACCAUGAUGUGUUUUGUAAAUCUGGACCCUCAGAAAACAGACUGUGGAGAUGAUAAAAUUAUUAAGAAAUUGGCACUGGUGUCUCCAGACCUGCCAAAGCUUGUUGAAUUACUAAGUGCUCACCAGCCCAAAGAAAAUGAAAUCCUCUUUCUCAAUGGCCUUGAGGGAUCCAAUACUUUUCAAACACGUCCAACAGCUCCUUCUCAGCAGCAGAAAAGUACUGGUGUGUGCCUGCUUCAGCGUUCAAGACAGAAGCGCUUUAUCCAACCAAGCAGUAUUAUCUUUGAGAUCAACAAGUUCCUUGCAGGUUUCCAGUGGGGAAAAGAAAGACAGCUUCAUCAAGGACAAAUAAGACAACGGGUUGAGGAUGACACCAAUCGGUCAGUUUCAUCUAUCGAGGAAGAUUUCCUGACAGCUUCAGAACACAUGGGAGAUGACAGUGAGGAUGACGGAUUUAGAAAUGAGGCAGAAGCUGGUGGACGAGCAGAGAGCUCGGUAGAGGUUGCACAGAAACACAAUGCUAAUGUCCUGGGUCAGAGGACACAGCUGGCUCAUCAUCAGAGCAAGGAUGAUGCAGAAGUGAAAAGGGAAGCACAUCAGCAGGUCAGCCGGCACACAAAGGAAUCAGCCGGUCACUACGCUACCAAUCUGGCAGAGUCGGUACUACAAGAUGCCUUCAUACGCCUUUCUCAAGAUGAAACCUCCUUCAUCUCUGAGGCUGCAGUCAGUGUAUCACACUCACGGUGUCACUCCGAGACCACACACGUGCAAAGAAAACGGCCUUCCCAACAGCAUACCUGCUCCUUUGAACUCCCUAAAAUUGUCAUAGUUCAAAGUCCAGACAGUGCAGAUGGAACUGCAGAGUGGCCAGAGACUCAGGGGUCAAAUGUGUCUGACCAGGAUAUUACCACAAAAGACAUUCAGAUGCCAGAAAAGAAAGGUCAUAAUCCUCACCGCAAUGGAGGGCUUCCAUCUAAACCUGUCGAGGUGGCUUUGGCCUGCGCUGCCAAUGUUAUUGGCACCAUAACUUCCCCACAGCUAGCAGCACAUCUCACCAAGGAUUCAACUUCAGAAGAAGACACAGAAGAGGAGCUAGAGAAACCAGAGGAGAAAGGCGACUACUCUUUUUCCUCAGCCAUGUGUGGUAUGGCUCAGGUUGCCGGUGCUGUUGCAGCGUUGGAGCUUACAGAGACGCCCGGCGAGGUUGAAAAUAGUGACACGGAUUUAAAUGCAGCCUACAAAACAUCACAGGGUUUAAUAUCUGCUGCCCAAACAUCUGCGGCCUUCACGCUACAUUGCAGUGUUGCAGAAGGUACCAGUGUCGAAGCAUUCCGUGCAAACAUUGCUGAAGUACUUCAUAGGGAAGCAGCUGAGGUGUUGACUUAUCCACAUGGCUACCGGAGUGUAGCUGACCUCUUGGAGUCCACACAUAACAAGAUAGUUGAUGGCAUUACAUGCCCGAAAAAAUCCUACACCGAAGAAAGAGAAGUGGGAGAAUUAAUCGACGAGGUGGCCGACAGUCUUUUUAAGCAUGCUUUGGAAAAAGCCCAGAAGAAAAAAGAACUGGAGGGGACUGGGAAAGAUGCACCAAGCCUCCAGGUUCUUCUGCAGGACAGCGUAAACAAUUUGCUCUUUGAGAUUCUUUGCCAGGCACAAAAAAAGAUUAGUCACAUUUCAAGAAGUGAUCAAGGGACUUUUGAGACACAGGACCUUGAUACUAGUUGCAAGCAGCAUGUUCCCACAAAAGGAAGCGAUGAUCCAUUAAGUCAAUUACAGGGUUCAGUAAGUUAUAAGCAAUCAACUAACAAUGACAAACAUGGUAUGUUUCAAAGCACAGAUAGACUUCCCAUGGUUCCUGGAAUUAGCACAAAUAUACUUGAAGAAAGUGAUGUCAAUGCAUCUCUCUUUACAGUUUACAACAAAGAGCAACCCCAGCACUCGUGCUGUGUACAAAUUCAAUCCAAGUCUAACGUACAUAUAAAAGACUACUCUGGUCACCAGGACACAACUGCUGUCAGAGUUCCCUUGAGUGAAAUCCCCGUUCAUUGCACAGAGAGGCGGGGUCGAUUUAUGACAGGAAAUGACAGCAGACAGUCUUCUCUCACCCCGCAGUCGUCACUCAACUCUUGCACUUCAUUCUUCUCCUGGAGAAUGGACUCAGAGAGCAGGACACCAAUUACCUGCUUUGCCGAUGAUUUGGCUGCUACAGUGGUGUCUAUGGCCACGGAACUAGCUGCCAUAUGUCUUGAAAAUUCUACCGGGAAGCAGCCCUGGUUCUGUGCCCUCAAGGGUACAUCUCCAGAGGGCCCAGAGGCUUUCUUGAUCCCCGCUUGUCGAACGGUACUCAGAAGGAAAGAGGGUCAGAACAACAGUGUGUCCUCCAAGAAACAUCGAGCACCACGUCUGAGUGAGAUAAAAAAGAAAACAGAGGAGCAACCAGAGUUGAUGGAGCGCCUGGUGAACCGAGUGGUAGACGAGUCGGUCAACCCUGAUGAACCACAGGACCCGUUUGCCCUUUUUGCCUCGGAAGUCACGGCCAGGAUCAUGAACUGCCCUGAGCUGAAUGUGGUGGACACUUCCAAAACAGGCCAGCCACGUAGCAGAUUGCAGUGUGAGAGGUGGAGUCGUGGAAAAGCCUCUAGUUAUGAAAGCAUUCCAGAGGAAGAUGCAGACCCCUCGGGUACACUAAAUACCCUGGGCCCUGGUAGUCGUCUCGGCCAGAACCUGAGUCGUGGUAGCUCUGUUUCCAAACAGUCAAGUUGUGAGAGCAUCACAGAUGAAUUUUCACGGUUCAUGGUAAACCAGAUGGAGACUGAGGGCAGAGGCUUUGACCUUCUCCUAGACUACUAUGCAGGGAAAAAUGCCAGCAGCAUUCUGGCUGCAGCUGUGCAACAGGCGGCAUCCAAGAAAAAUGGUCACCUUAACGUCAGAACUACAUCCUGCCUAUCCAAACAGUCUAGCACUGAGAGCAUCACGGAGGAGUUCUACAGGUUUAUGCUCCGGGACAUGGAUAAGGAAAACAAAGACCACGCCAUGGCAAAGACUAAAGAGUGGAGCAACAGCUUGUUCCCACCAUCUGCCCGGACUCCCUUUUGCAUACGACAAUCGUCAGUACCAGACAGGCGAUCGUCAGAUUCAAGACUGACCGUCAGCUCACCCAUUAAAGCCAAUUCAUUUGAUGGCUUUGCCAGAAACGUGCAUGGAGAUACAUUAAAUAUAUGCCCAACCAACUCAGUGGCAGCAACGGGACUGUGCAAGUCAGACUCGUGUCUCUAUCAAAGAGGCAAGACCGACCAGAUCACUGAUAUGCUGAUCCACGAUACUUGGUCCAGUUCUAUUGAGUCUUUGAUGCGGAAGAACAAGAUCAUUGUUGAGCCAGAGGACAGUAUUGAGCUGGAGGCUGCAGGAGACUGCCAGCCCCAAGUACAGCAGUUUGCAAACCGUCUGGCAGCUGACAUUGUAGAAAUUGGCAAAUCAUGUGUUGGAGAUCAGCAAGAGGGCCCAAAUGGGCCAAACUCACAAACGCACAUGCCAGUUGGUGAGAGAAGGAGGGGAUUCAAACAAUCUCAUUUAAACUGUAGUCGGGGUAGGUCGAGUCAAGAACAAACGGGGGUUAUAUCAGGUGCAGGUAACAGCGGUACACCCCGUUUAAGAGCCCCCAGGGAUGUACCAGUGAUCCACAUUGAGGGGGAUACCCACGAAAAGACAGAUGGACCUCCGGAACGACCACCAGAGAUGCCAGGUACCAAGCGUAUGGAGAAGAUUACAGCCAACGGAAAUAGCAGUGAAAGGGACAGGUCAGCUGUGGUUGCGGCCAAAGUAGAGAAGAGGGACAAGCGUUCAAUGAGCGCUAGCAGUGAAGAGAGCAUGGGAAGCUGGUCCCACAUAAACACGGAGGAUGAGACCAGUAGUUUUAUCCAACUGAGCGAGGGGUCAGUAACUGCCGUUUCCCGAUAAAUGCUGAUGAAGCUGCUGCUCCCACCGUCACCUCACUGUCAUUGGCCCAUCGCUGCUGACUCCUGUUCUCUCUCUUGUGCCAAUCCUAAAUUUAUUUCCCCCCCCGCUUUAUGCUGCUUUUGCUGAUUUCAUGCCAGCUUGCUCGGACAACGAGUUUCACAAAGGCCCCGGUACAAGGCGUGACCAACCUUCACCAGUGCUCAGCUCUCGUCAUUGGAGAACGUACAGUAUGACUUCUCAAAGCAAAAACCUCUUGCUUGAUGGCAAAUUGAGAGGUCACUGAUCGUCCUUGGCUUUCUGUGUUCCGUGGGAAAUCUUUCUAUUGUGAAACGCACCAUCAUACCAUCAGCAUUUUGAAAUUAACACCUCAUCCCCAAACCAUGAGACACAAUGGCAUGGUUACCAGCACCGGGCUCAUCCAUCAAUUCCACGCCAAGUACUUCCGAAUCUCAUUUUCAGACAGGCUUGUCGUGAUUCAAAUAUCACCAGCUCUGCAGUCGCCAAACAUGAGUGUUAGAUUCUACCACAACUGCAAUGUGAUUUGACCAACUGCGGAUCAUCAACAGUGAUAAGGCAGAAUGCGUAGAACUAAAAUCUAAAUGCUGUCCUUUUUUUU